CCGGUGCCCAGGCCCUGGGGGCUCCCUAGAGGAUGGGGUGACAGAUCAAGAGGACCUGGGGAAGGCCGAGAGAGGUGGGAGGCAUGGGGUUUCAGACCUUUGGAUUUUCGGCCCCCAAACAUUUAACAUAUGGUUGGGGACAGAUUAAAGAUUGCCAACUUUUUAUCCAGAGUGGAGACUUCGGUGUGUAGGGGCUACGUAGUGGGAAUGGAAAAUUCCUAAAGAGGGAACCUUGGAAAUACCAGGUUUUACAGGUGGGUAGAAGAGGAGUUGCAAUCCAUAGAUACCACGACAGAAGAACCAGAGGGCAUACAAAUUGGGAAGAAAGCUUCAGAAACCAAGGAAAUAAAAUUUUGAGAACAGUAAAUACAGUAUCAAGAGGAACAUUUUUGAAGAAAUACAGUCAUCGGGGCGAUACAAGAUUCACAAUGGAGGUUCCCCCAGCAACCAAAUUUGGUGAGACCUUUGUGUUUGAGGACAGGUUAGAGAUGCAGCAAGAGCUUUUCCCUGGGGAGGACCUGGCGGACCCUUUUCUUCAGGAGAGAGGUUUGGAGCAGAUGGCUGUUAUCUACAAAGAGAUCCCUCUUGGGGGGGAAGACGAGGACCAUGAUGAUUACGAGGGGAACUUCAGUCUGUGCCCAAGCCCUGUUCAGCAUCAGAGUGUCCACCCAGGAACCAGAGCCCAGGACGAUGACCUAUUUAGCCAAACCUUCCUCCAGAAAUCCGACCUCAGCAUGUGUCAGAUAUUGCACAGGGAAGGAGAGUCCAGGCCACGUGAUUGUGUGGAAGUGGCAGGCAGGGGGGACUCGGGACCUACCGCACCUCACAGAACGCCUCCGCCAGCCAAGCCCUACGCAUGUCGAGAGUGCGGGAAGGCCUUCAGCCAGAGCUCGCACCUCCUCCGGCACCUGGUGAUCCACACCGGGGAGAAGCCCUACGAGUGCUGCGAGUGCGGGAAGGCCUUCAGCCAGAGCUCGCACCUCCUCAGACAUCAGGUCAUCCACACCGGGGAGAAGCCCUACGAGUGCCGGGAGUGCGGAAAGGCCUUCCGCCAGAGCUCUGCACUCACGCAGCACCAGAAGAUCCACACGGGGAAAAGGCCCUACGAGUGCAGGGAGUGCGGGAAAGAUUUCAGCCGGAGCUCCAGCCUCCGGAAACACGAGAGGAUCCAUACAGGAGAGAGACCAUAUCAGUGUAAGGAAUGCGGGAAAUCCUUCAACCAGAGCUCAGGCCUGAGCCAGCACCGGAAAAUCCACACCCUCAAGAAACCUCACGAGUGCGACCUCUGUGGGAAAGCCUUCUGUCACAGGUCGCACCUCAUCCGGCACCAGCGGAUCCACACUGGGAAGAAGCCUUACAAAUGUGACGAGUGCGGGAAGGCCUUCAGCCAGAGCUCCAACCUCAUUGAGCACCGGAAGACCCACACGGGCGAGAAGCCCUACAAGUGCCACAAGUGCGGCAAGGCCUUCAGCCAGAGCUCCUCGCUCAUUGAGCACCAGCGCAUCCACACUGGCGAGAAGCCCUACGAGUGCUGCCAGUGUGGCAAGGCCUUCUGCCAUAGCUCCGCUCUGAUCCAGCACCAGAGAAUCCACACCGGCAAGAAGCCAUACGCCUGCGAGUGUGGCAAAGCCUUCCGGCACAGGUCGGCCCUCAUCGAGCACUACAAGACCCACACCAGAGAGAAGCCCUACGUGUGCAACCUGUGCAGCAAGUCCUUCAGGGGCAGCUCACACCUGAUCCGGCAUCAGAAGAUCCAUGCUGGGGACAAACUGUAGGAGGAGGAGCCUGCACCACAGUUUGGAAGUCUUUGCCAGCUGGAGCCGUACCCAUGUUGCUUUUUGGCUAAGAUCCCGACUACCUCCCUGACAACGAUGCCCAGUGGAGCCCCUCUGACUCAAGUGCUCCUGAGUGUCCCACUAGCAGGAAGGCCCACCGGGUGGCACCCAGCCCAGCAGCUUUCCUGCAUGGGAGGGAGGGCAGGGUGACGGGGCUGCCUGCCAGACAGAGAGCUGCCCUUCAGUGUCCUCAUUCUCCUACUUGACUCCCGAGCCUACGAGACUUCAUUCUGCCCUCUCUUCGCUUUUCCCAGAAUGCAGAGGAAGAACAAAUGCCAAGAGGAAGAAAGCUUAGUUAAACCCAGGAAAAUGUCAGAUUAACUCUUGGAAUCAGGCUGCCGUCUGGCACUUUUAGAAGACAGAAACCACGUUCACAGUCCACAGCAGCAGAAGAAAAACGCAUUCCAAAAUAGAUACGUCAGCGUUAAAACAGAAAUUUCUGCCUGGAUUGGGCAUGGGUGGAGACAACCCAACAGGUCAACAGAGCAAGGAGGGUCUGCAAGGAUGGGUCUUGGGGUUGGGGGCGAAGGGGUGAGCCCCUAGGCGGGGUCUCUGAGCCCCCUCCUCUUAGCGUGAGGACAUCUGACUCAGCCUGGGCACCGGCAUUACUGCCUUCCAGGGAUAACCCGUCCCUGGGCCCCAGUGCCCCCAAGACCACAGUGUGCCUUGGACAUCAGCAGAGCCUGUUUCUGGCCUGGUCUGGCAGUAACACAGCCUCACCACCCAUGUCAGGGGACGCAGGAAGCAGGGUGGUUUGGUGGAGGAGGCCGUGGUCCAGUCAAAAGGCCUGGUUUGGCCGGGCGUGGUGGCUCACGCCUGUAAUCCUAGCACUCUGGGAGGCUGAAGCGGGCAGAUUGCUCAA
This is a messenger RNA of Microcebus murinus (gray mouse lemur), 2697 nucleotides long. The record is from RefSeq and is a predicted model, not a curated record. NCBI's taxonomy places the organism in Eukaryota, Metazoa, Chordata, Mammalia, Primates, Cheirogaleidae.